Molecule: messenger RNA, 5386 nt
Organism: Linum tenue
Lineage: Eukaryota; Viridiplantae; Streptophyta; Magnoliopsida; Malpighiales; Linaceae
Source: the annotation of a GenBank genome assembly
GGAUACCGCUCUUUGUUGUUGCAAGCCUCCUGCCAAGAAAAGUGCUGAAGAUUGUCGAGAUCUAAAGAAGCGAUGGAAGCCAUUAGAGAGAGUGGAAGACAUUCUUGAUAAAUCCGAUUGUGUGUGCUGUCUUUGAUUAUUACAUGGGGCAGGCAGAGUUUCUUUUGCAGUAUUCAUUUCCUUGGGAGAAAGUGGAGAUGGUAUCUGGAAGUUGUCCCCGCUUAUAUACGGAGUGCAUAAACUUCAUCUUAAGCUUCUUAUUGAUUUGCUUGGAUUUGUGCUCAGGGAUCUCAUUAAUUAUUGCCUCAACAUCUUCUACGUAAGUCCAAGUUGUAACCCUUACCACACAAGUCAGCUUCUUAGAGGAGAUAAAGAAGGAACUUGAAGAUCCCAGUACAAGGCCUGUGAGAACAAUGGAUAGAAGUUGGAUACAUGAGCCUAAUAGAUUGAGUGCUAAGUUUUUGAAAGGGCUUUAUAAUUUUAUUCUUUUUGCCAAAGCUUCCGCGAGAGAUGGAAGAUUUGCUUGUCCUUGUCGAAAGUGUGUGAACAUGCAUCGGUUCUCACCAGGUGUUGUUUCUUCUCAUAUACUGGAAAAUGGGUUCUCGCCGGGGUAUACAGAUUGGAUUUUCCACAGAGAUCCAACCUCUCAAACUAGUGAUUCUAGUUAUUCCCACCAAAAUGAUGAUGGACUAAGAGAAGUUGAUGCACAAGAGCAACACGGCGUUCAACAGUUUCUUGAGGAUAUGGCUGUUGGUUCUGAUGAGAUUGAAAAUUCAAGAUCAACCAGGGUAGAAAAUGAUUGGGGUGAUAGCUCCACUAUUGAUGAUGACACCCAACCAACUGAGGCAUAUGAAUAUGCCAAAAGGUUCCAUGAUUUAUUGGAAGAAUCUGACGAGGAACUUUUUAGUGGAUGUCGUAAGCAUAGCAAACUCUCAUUUAUCCUUGAGUUAUACAACAAGAAGUGUAUGUAUGGAUGGAGUGAUAAGUCUUUUGAGGACUUACUGACCACAAUGAGGGAGACGUUGCCUGAAGGGGAAAAACUUCCAGAGUCAUCUUACGAAGUCAGAAAGUUAAUUGAUGCAUUGGGUCUUGAUUACCAAACAAUCGAUGCAUGCCCAAAUGAUUGUAUGCUGUUCUGGAAAGAACAUAUUGAUGAGCCUAGAUGCUUACACUGUAAUGCAUACAGAUACAAGGAAGAGACUGAAAGUUCAUCGACUUCAAAAAGAAACAAGAUUCGAAAGGGAGUGAAAGUACUCCGUUGGUUUCCUCUGAUUCCAAGACUUCAAAGGUUAUUCAUGUGCAAAAAGACGGCUUCUUUAAUGAGGUGGCACUUUGAUGAACGCAGGGACGAUGGGUACUUGAGACACCCUGCGGAUGCUCGUGCAUGGAAAGAUUUUGAUAGUCGAUAUGCUGACUUUGCUAAGGAGCCGCGCAAUGUUCGACUAGGAUUGGCCACUGAUGGGUUUAACCCUUUUAGGUCAUUAAGUAGCACUCAUAGCAGUUGGCCAGUGGUUGUAACUGCCUACAAUCUGCCGCCCUGGUUAUGCAUGAAACAGUCUUCUUUGUUCUUGUGCUUACUCAUUCCUGGACCUAAAUCACCCGGAGCUAAUAUAGACAUCUACUUGGAGCCCUUUAUUGAAGAGUUGAUUCAUUUAUGGGAAAAAGGAGUUGAUACAUAUGAUGCUCACGCGAAGACUACUUUCAAGUUGCAUGCAUCGUUGCUAUGGACUAUAAAUGACUUUCCGGCUUAUAGCAUGUUAUCAGGUUGGAGAACGAAAACAGGCUAUGGAUGUCCAUGCUGUGGCUUCAAUACUUGGUCAAAAUGGUUAAAGCAUGGUAACAAAUAUUGUUUUUUGGGGCAUCGUCGUUUUUUAAGCUAUGAUCAUUCAUGGAGAAGAAAUAAGAAAUGUUUUGAUGGCACAGAAGAGUUGAGAGGACCACCUGUUCGGAUGACCGGAUCUUGCAUUCGUGAUUUAUGGGAUUCUAAUGGAUCAACAAGGGAUCUAAAUGGUACAAACAUAAACAUCACGGAGGGGUGCAAAAAGAAAAGCAUAUUUUUUCGUCUUCCUUAUUGGGAGUACAAUCGAGUUAGACAUAACCUUGAUGUCAUGCACAUUGAAAAGAAUGUAUGUGAUAACAUUUUAGACACAUUGUUAAGUGUUCGAGGGAAAACCAAGGAUAACGUGAAGGCUCGCUUUGAUAUGCAGGAAAUGGGUAUAAGACACACUCUUCACCCAUUUGAGUUGUCUACUGGGAAAUACAGAGCAGCCCCCGCUCUUUUUGAGAUGUCUUCGACAGAGAAAAAACAAAUGCUUCGUGUGCUAAAACAUGUGAAGGUACCUGAUGGUUAUUCUUCCAACAUAUCUCGUUGUGUAGAUGUGAAACACAAGAAGAUAAGUGGUUUGAAAAGUCAUGAUUGUCAUGUAUUACUACAUGAUUUGUUACCGGUAGCAGUGAGGGGAUGUCUGAAAGAUAGAGUAGCUAGAGCCUUAAUUGAUUUGAGUGCUUAUUUUAGAGAACUAAGUUCUAAAGUUCUUAAAGUAAGUCGUCUUGAGGAGAUGGAAGUAGAGAUUGGAGAAAUAUUGGCUCGUAUGGAGAUGAUAUUUCCUCCAUCAUUUUUUACUAUCAUGGUCCACUUGGUCGUACAUCUUGUAGAAGAGGCCAAAUGGAAUGGACCCGUGCAAUAUCGAUGGAUGUAUCCAAUAGAGAGGUACUUGAUGACACUCAAAGCUCAUGUUGGGAACAAGGCUUAUCCUGAAGCCUCAAUUGCUCAAUGGUACAUUGCAAAUGAAGCAAUUACAUUUUGCUCUAGAUACUUUGAAGGAGUCAGAACAAGAUUUAAUAAACCUGCAAGAAAUAGUGAUGACAUGGAUCUGUUGAGAACGGAAGAUUCCCCUGUGAACACUACUUCAGGUCAUCCCAUUGGAAAAGUAGAAAAUAUUAUCCUUAAUCCUACUUCUUGGGUUCAGGCUCACCGAUAUGUGCUAUACAACUCAAAGGAAGUUCUCCCAUACAUAGAAGAGCAUAAGGAUGAGAUUAAAAGGAAACUUUCAAGCAGAAAUCGUAGAAAUAAUGCUUCUCGUCUAAUUGAAAUCGAGAAAGUCCACCAUUCCACCUUUGUUGAUUGGUUCAAAGGACGGUUGGAGUGCAUUGAAUAAUUGGUGCGGAGCCUGUUGGAAGCAACAUAUUAUCCGGGGAAAGCCUGGAUUCAAGCCAUUGGGGGAUGAAGAGGUGUACAGCUUUAGGUCUGAUCAGAAUACGGAAAUACAUGUGUUAUGUCUGCAACAUAGCUACUGCCUCUUCUAAAAGCUUCCUCCUUCAUUGUCAUUUCUAAUUGAAGAUGUGUUGGUUUAAAUGUAUGCAGAUAAUGUGUUGGUCUUGAUUUCUAGUCCACCUGGUUAUGGAAUUGGGCUAUUGGACACAAGGAGGUAUGGUGAAGUAUGCUAAGUGGAGGUGAGGAUUCAGAAAUGCAUACUCCUUGAGCAGAGAAUGUUGUAAAAAAUUGAUUUAUGGAGUUACCACGAUUCACAUGAAUUUUAGAUGAUGAAAUUCAGACAGUCAAUCAUCGAAUUCCACGGGAUUGGCACUGGGUGCAAUCACAGAGGUAAGUCUAGGAUCUGCCUCUCUAUUUGGCAUUCUUUUACUGUCUUCUAUUAUACCCUUUAUUAAUUUUCAUAACUGUCAACUGGGAUAUUUUUAACUUGAUCCAACCUAACUUAGGUGUUUCAACUCAAAUAUAUGUAUCGACUCUGCAAACUUAUUGAUCUGAAGAACAAGUUGCUCCUAGAAAAUCCCAUUAAUUGUUUGGCCUGCAAGCCUUUUUAGUUUAGUAGGCCAAAAUCAUGGUCCAGCCUAUUCCAAGAAAAAUUCCCAACAUGGUUUGAGUGAUGUUGCCUUUCAGUUCCGACGAUUCAAGGUUUGGAACAGGCUUUAGAAUUGAAGUUUUUGCAGCAGUUUCUGCAUGUCCCCCCCCCCCCCCCCUAUUAUAUAUCCAUUUUGCGUGCGUUGCACUUGAAAGAGUUAUAUUGUAUUUUUCCAACAUUUUAAUGUCAAUGGUAUCCGGUCAAAUCCCUUUAGUCCACCACAACUUUUAGGCUACGAUGUUCAACGUUGUUUUGGGUUUUGUUUGCUAUAAUUAAACUUGAUUGCAUAAGAAAUAUCUUACAUCAUAACCAUUGUUUGUCUUCCUACUCUUAAUGCUAUAAAAAACUAAAUAUUCUUUUGGUUUUCCCUGCUGUAAUGAUAUCUAUCUCAGUCAUCUUAGAAUGAGGUUUCUUCUAUUGUGUCAGGUCCAAAGUGUAUGCAAUAAUUGCCUUACAUGUGAUGACCGCCCAUUGCGAACUUCUGGGAUAUCCCCUCUUCAGUUUGAAUCCUUGGAAGCAAUUUAUUUCUCGGAGGCUUGGACGCUAUUUCCUGUUUGGUUUUAUAAGAGAGAUAGACAGGAAUCUGCGAAAAUGAUGUUCAGUGUACCUCUGUAUCAAGAUUCUUGCACUGACGAAGGAAGGGUAUCAUGUUCUUAGUUGCAAUGAGAAUUGGGGCUAUCUUGCUUUGGCCCGAAGGAGUCGUGGACCUCAGUCAAGGUGAAAGACCUGCACCAUAAAAGAAGUCUCCCCGCCAUCCUGAGUGCUUAAGAACUGAUCGAGUGUCUUUUUGGGAAGUGGAGCCAAUUGUUGCAGCUGCUCCUUCAAAUACUCGGCCUACAAAUUGGACCAACAAGCGGUCACGACCAUCAUAUUUGCCUUCAUUGACUCCCGACCUUAAGGCCCUUGUUACUACCAAAUCAUCGAUUUCUUGGCCUAAACAAUUGGAGGGUGUAGUCGAGUCCAUUUCCCCAGUCGUUAAGAUAAUUUCUAGUGACCGGAAACAUGGCUCGGAGAAUGGCUUCAAGUUGUUUGGCAUUCAACUUGUAAUAGCUUCAAUAGGGGAGGAAAGUUCUCCAUGUUCAGGCUUUUCAGACCCAUAAAGAAGGUAAGGGCCUGCACAAAGGUUCAAGGAAGUUGAGAUGGUGGUAGAGUAGCAGUCUCGUUCUCUCUUUUGUUGGAUCAAGGAUGCAAGUAACGACCACAUCUUGUCUCUCUUUGUUGGUCAAGACUUUUGUUGGGCAUUUGAGGGUGUAACUAAAAUGAAGUAAAUGAAUGACCUGUAAUCUUUUGUAAUCUCGUAGCAGGCGCCAUGACAUUACGCAUGAUGACAGGUUCCUACUUUGGCAUUUGUAUUAAUGCUUGUUAGAAAUUGAAUCAUGAUGAUAAUCACCUAGGUAUUGGGCAAAAAUUUGCACUUGUGUUGUAACUUGUGGUAAAUCCAAUCUCUGCAGAAGAAUUUUCUUUGAGAGCAAAAGAGACUUGAAGAGAAAAUUUAUACUUGGCAGCAGUUGUUUCAAGUUAAG